AUGGCGGCCGCGUCCUGCCCGGCGCUCCUGGCCGCCUGCCUGGCGCUGCACCUGGCCACAGCCCGGGGCGACGGCUGCAGCGGCUUCGGGAACCUGUUCACGGAGAUCGCGGAGAACAGCGCCCACGGGAGCCUGGUGGCGCGGCUGCCCCCGCCGGGGGACGCGGGGGGCGCGGGGGGCGGCGCCGGCCUCCAGCUCUGCCUGGUGGGCGCCGACGCCGCCUGGUUCUACCUGGACGGGCGCAGCGUCCGGCUCAACGUGUCGGCAGGGCGGACGCUGGACCGUGAGGAGCUGGAGUCCCCGGUGCUGAUGGUGGCCCUGACGUGUGCCGAGGACGGCUCCUCCCCGGUCGAGUUCCGGAUCAUCGUCCAGGUCCUCAACGAGAACGACAACCGGCCCCACUUCCAGGGGGCCACUGUCCUCACCCACAACGUCAGCGAGGUGACAGUGGCACUGCGGGCGCCUAUCGGGGACAGGGGUGGGUGUUGGGGGACCCCGGGGGAUGUUGGGGGGGCCCCGGGGUGUCCCGGGACCCCUGGUGACCCCCGCGGGCAGCUGGCGCCGGUGCACUCGGUGGUGUUCAGCGCCCAGGCCGAGGACGCGGACGGGGACACGCUCAUGUACGUCAUCGACACGGCCUCGCCCGACGCCCGCUUCUUCCGCAUCGACCUCCCGAACAGCGGCCGCGUGGUGCUGGCGCGGGCCCUCGACUUCGAGAGCCGGCGGCACCUCGAGGUGGUCGUGACCGCCGUGGAGAUGAACACCCGGGAGCGGUUCAACGCCUCGGCCCGCGUGCGGGUCAAUGUCCUGGACGGGGAUGACCAGUACCCCCAGUUCCUGCCCUGCACCCCCCGCGCCCCCCACAGCCCCCUCGUCUGCACCAGCCCCGUCUACACCGCCAACGUCACCGAGGGCCAGCUCCAGGGGGGUCCCCUGAGCUUCAGCCCCGGCGCCGUCUAUGCCGAGGACGGGGACAGGGGGCUGCGGGCGGCCAUCACCUACUCCCUGCUGGCAGGUCAGGAGAGCAGCAGGUUCCACAUCGACAACGUGACCGGGGCCAUUACGCUGCUGCGGGCGGUGGAGAGCAGCCGGCAGACCCCCGAGAUCUGCCUCAGCGUCAUGGCCUCGCAGGUGAACGACCCCUCCAAGUACGCGGUGGCGCGGGCCCUGGUGCGGGUCCUGGCCCCGAACCGGCACCCGCCGCGCUUCCCCCGCGCCCGGUACCGCGCGUUCGUGCCCGCGGCCCCGCGCCGCGCCGCCCUGCUGCUCACCUUCGGCGGGCAGGUGCUCGCCCUGCGCGCACACGACCCCGACUUCCCCGAGGGGGUGAAUCCCCAGGUGCGCUACACCCUGAGCCACGGCGCCAACCAGAGCCAGCAGCUGUUCCAGGUGAUGCCCAACGGGCUCCUGGUGGCCCAGGCGGAUCAGCUGCGGCCCGGGCAGAGCUACCGCCUGCAGGUGCUGGCGCGGGACGAGGAAUCGGGCGAGACCUCGAACACGACGGUGGAGCUGGAGGUGCUGUGGCCGGGGCAGGCGGCCCCGCGGGACCCGUCGGAGCCGGCGGCCGGGCGGGGGCUGCCGGCGGGGGCGGUGGCGGGGGGCGCGGGGGCGCUGCUCCUGCUCGGGGCCGUGCUCCUGCUGGCGCUCCUGGCGCUGCGGGCGCGGCGGCGGCGGCGGCGGCAGCAGCGCACGGCGGACCGGGCAGCGCUCGCCAUCGAGAAACACCCCAACGUGAGCCUGAGGUGGUUCCAGCCGGUCCAGGCCGGCAAGUCCCCCCCGAGCCCCCCGCGGCUCUACUACCCCAACGAGGGCUACAGCGAGGCCAACUCCGUGGGGCGGCCGGGGGGGGGCUCGCCCGGGGGGGGAUCCCCGGCGGGGUCGCCCCCGGCCGCCCGCGGCAGCCCCAGCCCCCCCCGCGCCCCCAGCCCGGGCGAGGUCUCGGGGGGUCCCGCGGAGGCGGGGGGCAGCCCCGCGGCGGGGGGGCGGCGGGGGGCGGCGCUGGGGGUGCUGCCGGCGCUGGAGGAGGAGAGCGAGGAGAGCCUGGAGGAGGCGGCGGGCGGCGACCCCCGGGUGCCCCCCCCGCUGCUGCAGCUGCUCGAGGACUCCAUCGAGUGCUGA
Molecule: messenger RNA, 2118 nt
Organism: Vidua macroura (Pin-tailed whydah)
Lineage: Eukaryota; Metazoa; Chordata; Aves; Passeriformes; Viduidae
Product: protocadherin-15-like
Exons: 16
Coding region: 1-2118 (705 amino acids)
Biological process (GO): homophilic cell-cell adhesion
Cellular component (GO): membrane
Molecular function (GO): calcium ion binding
Source: RefSeq, a predicted model, not a curated record